Gadus morhua (Atlantic cod) is the source of this 3742-nucleotide messenger RNA. Its product is annotated as P2Y purinoceptor 4. Gene Ontology annotation, molecular function: G protein-coupled receptor activity; oxysterol binding. The record is from RefSeq and is a predicted model, not a curated record. Lineage: Eukaryota; Metazoa; Chordata; Actinopteri; Gadiformes; Gadidae. Gene Ontology annotation, biological process: G protein-coupled receptor signaling pathway. Gene Ontology annotation, cellular component: membrane. The coding region runs from base 564 to 1976 and encodes 470 amino acids. The transcript has 3 exons.
CACGAGCCACUAACGGCGGGGGAAACGCUGAGGAGAACAAACAGAAUAGAGUAGGACUGAGGGAGAAAGAGAGAGAGAGACACAGAGAGAGAGAGACAGAGUGGUCGUACCUGCAGAUGACCAUCAGAGGAAAGAACGACAAACAACCGCACGUGGAAGGAGCUGGACAGCAGGAGCCACGCGCAAUAGACCGAAGGAGGCAAUUAAGAGAAAAAAGGGUUAUAGCCAAUCGCAGUGUUCGUUUGCAGGGAUUGUUGGGAUCAAUUAAACGCAAAGACGAGGAUUUUCUACCUUCACGAAGAUUUUCCCUGACUCAAUAUUUCAUUGGCAUUCCUCUCAGACACGGUGCUCUCACUCGUCCAAGACCACCAACGACAUGGUCUGAAAUCCAGCCGCAGACUAAAAGAUAGAACGAUAAAUAGAGAGAUAGAUAGAUAUACAAAACCAAUUUACAGACAAUUAACAUCGAGGUCGUCCAUCUUGUCUGGCCUGCAGGGAGCCGAGUAGAGCCAGAGCAGAGGACGAUGUGACGAUCCAGGACAGGCCAGAACAGCGAGUGGACGAUGGGGAUGAUCAGAGCCUCCAACAUCACUGCAACGCCGUACCCCUCCUCCUCCACCGCCUCCUCCCCCACCUCCUCCUCCUCCUCCUCUCCCACCUCCGCCGCCGCCUGCAGCAUCGACGAGUCCUACAAAUACGUCUUCCUCCCCGUCUGCUACUCGCUCACCUUCCUCUUCAGCGUGACGCUCAACUCGGUGGUGCUGCUGCGCUCCUGCCGGCACCACGGGGGCUGCCGUCGCCGCGGCAACGGCGGCGGCAACGGCGGCGGCGGCGGCGGGCGGCGCUGGAACACCUCCCUGAUCUACAUGGUGAACCUGGCCACCACCGACCUGAUGUACGGCCUGUCGCUGCCCUUCCUGGUGGCCAGCUACAUGCUGCACGACCACUGGGUGUUUGGGGACUUCAUGUGCCGUCUGGUGCGCUUCCUGUUCUACUUCAACCUCUACUGCUCCAUCUUCUUCCUCACCUGCAUCUCCGUACACAGGUACCUGGGCAUCUGCCACCCCAUGAGGACCAUUACCCUGGAGAGCAAAAGGGCCGUGAAGAGCACCUGUGUGCUGGUGUGGCUGGUGGUGUUCAUCCUCACCUGCCCCAUCUUCCGCUUCGCCCAGACGGGCUUCGUCGCCCGGUCGGACGUCCCGGGCGGGGCGGGCGGGGCCUCGGGCAACGCCACCGGGCUCCCGGAGGGCUACAUCAACUGCUGGGACGACGCCAUCGACGAGGAGUUCUCCGACUACGUCCCGUACGGCAUGGUGCUCCACCUGCUGGGCUUCUUCGUGCCCUUCAGCAUCAUCGCGUGGUGCUACUCCCAGGUGGUGCGCACCAUCUUCCGGACGCUGCGCUCGCCGCCCAGCUCCGUGGGGGGUUACGAGGACGGGGUGGUGUCCGGGGACGGCGGGCUGGGCUCCAGCGGCGCCCGGGAGCGCACCUCGGUGUCCAUCUCGGGCUCCCAGCACUCCCACUACAUCCGUCGGCGGCGCAAGUCCAUCAAGACCAUCGUGACCAUCACGCUGCUGUUCGCGCUCUGCUUCCUGCCGUUCCACGUGACGCGGACGCUGUUCCUGCUGCUGCGGCGCGGCCAGGCGGGCAGCUGCAACGCCAUGAAGGCCGUGUCCAUCUGCUACAAGGUGACGCGCCCGCUGGCCUCCUGCAACGCCUGGCUCAACGCCCUGCUCUACUUCCUGACGGGGGACAAGGGCCCCCCGUGCUGCUCGGCCCAGGGGCCCUCGCGGCCGCACCCCGACCGGCGCAACGGGGCCCUCUGGUGGCCCCUGAAGAUCCUGAAGAAGGAGGGGGCGGCCGGGGAGGAGGAGCCGCAGGGGGAGGAGAGGGGGGAGAGGAGGGAGAGGAGGGAGAGGGAGGAGAGAGAGAUGAGGUUGGAGAACGAGUCCAAAUCUUCCAGGGUUAUCUUCUAAGAGGAUGCACGGCAUAAAAGGAAGUGAUUGUAGAUUAUGCUGCAAGGACAACAAAGCAACGGUUUAUUAAUGGGCCAUUAGCACACUAUUAGUGAUAGCCUUGAGUGCAGGUCAAUAACCCCCCUAAAUAAACCAGAUACAGUCAAGGUAGCGAAGCAUGGUCUGCUAUAGCGGAGAUGGUUUCCUAGACUGGUGAAGCUGGAUUUAUGUGGCCCUUUGACAGGUGCACUGUAUGUUUAAUUCAUGCAAAGUUGUCGAAUUUGAUUUAAGGUCAGGCACCCUCCAAGUGUUUUCUGAUAGCAAAACAGGUUGAAAUGUCAGCUUCAAAUUGUGUAUCGUGUUCAUAUGUAACGGCCAGUGUGUGAAAACGGGGACGUCUUUUCAUUGGUCCUCUGGUUCAGCUGGAGUUCAUACCUUUAGUUUGGAAGUUCCAGGUCAGCACAGCCUUAAGUUGGCUCUGUGCCUUGUUUAUGGUUUACAUAUGUUGUUCUGAAGGCAGCAAUUAUUAGCCAAGUUAAUUAUAUAUCUGGUCAUCUGGAGGUGACACAUUCGCCAGCUUAUUCAUAAAAAACACAUCCAGUCCUUGCUGAGUCACCUCUUUUUGGCAAUAAGGACAGCCACUCUCUUACUACUACAGGACAUUUCCUAAUGUCCUUUUUGUACAUCGCGUUAUGUAAUUAUCUUGAUGAUCAUGUGACUGGGGUUGUCUAAUACUGGGUUGUGGAAGCAGGGUAUUGUUUACUGCUAUGUCCACGACUACUGCUAAUACUAUGCCUACUACUACUACUACUACUACGUCUACGAAUACUGCUACCACUACUACUAAGUCUAGUACUACUACAACGGCUACGACUACUACUACUACUACUACGACGACAUGUUAUAAUUGUUUACUACCAAAAUAAAAUAUGGACUACUCGAAAUGUCAGCCUUCUAUGAAACAAAUACAUUGAAAACACAUUGAUUCCAUGUAUAGAAAUGACCGGGGAAAUAUCUAUAGGAUAGUUUUGUGUAUCAUGUAAUAACUUGAUAAAAACAUGAUGGGAUCAAGGAAAAAUAUUGAGAGCAACACAUGUUGCAUAGGGGUCGAGUAACUUACGGAAUUAAUUGGGUAAUACCUUACAAUAAGGAUACAUUAGGUAACCAUUACCGUAUUGGUCCGAAUAUAAGACGGCCUUUUUUCCCCUCGAAAUAGGUCCAAAAAAGUCGGGUCGUCUUAUAUUCGAACCAAUACGGUAAUUAAAAUUAGUGAAUGCAGUAAUAAUAUUUAGGAUAUAGCAUUAGCAUAGGAGUUAGGUUUAAGGUUAAUAUGGUUAUCAAUUUAAUAGCUUAGAACAUAAGGACACCAUUAUUAAACAUGAACACCAUUAUUAAAAGAUUGCUAGCCCAUAAGUUAACUGUUACUUAAUGGUUAAUUAAUGUACUCUUAUUGUAAAGUGACCGCAGUGGUUGAACUGAUUAAUUAUUUUAAUGUUGGGAUUGUACCAUUCUGGGUGAAGCAAACUGAUGAUAAUAUCAAUGAUGGGAGAUAAUAAGUGACUUAAUAUUGUAUAUGUAUAAAAUGAUAUUGUUUAGCUUCUUAACAAUAAAGUCAUAAUGAUGCGUCAGAGAACAAUGCAGAAAAACGAUUGAAUGGGAAGAAUUGAAAUGUUAUUUAAAAAGCUUUUAAUUAAAAGUAAAUGUAACUGGAAAAUUCAAAUCCUUUGAGAAAACACAAUGAGAUAUUUAAAAUCAAAAUAAACAAGACAUUGUAUAUUUGUACCCUA